UUUCUCAGGCUCCGGUGGUGUUGGACUAACUACUAUAUCAUAUUGAAUAUUAUGGUGGCAGUGGCUCUCUGGUUUUUAUUUCUUCAUCUUCUCUAUCAUUCCUCCUUCUCUCUCCACCGAGUCGUUUGAGACGAGAGAUCAUCCUAUAUUGUCUUUCAUGUAGAAGUUGUACUUUUUAUUUCUUUUUGGAACUCAAGAGAGAACAGGCAAAAACUGAAUCAAUACGAAGACAUAAGCAAGGAGGACUAUAAGCAAUGUUCAGCCGUCUUUGUCGGCCGAGCCACCGGUUGAGCCGCAGGCUCUUAACCGAGCAAUCACGCCAAUUUGCGGCUGCCGCAAAGAUUGAGCAGAAUGAGUUCGUCACGAAAGCGCUAGCUGCUGGAGGCACAAAGGGCAGCAUUGCAGCUGUCAUUGGUGCGGUCGUCGACGUAAAAUUCGACGGAGGAAAGCUGCCACCGAUCAACCAGGCUUUGGAGGUAUAGUACGCCGGUCUUCUGCACUUCCACGUUUAUUAAUUGCGGCUUUGGAGGCGUAAGGCAUCAAAGCCUCUACUUAUCACAAGAAGUGAGUUGUGACUGGACUCCCAGGUGGAAGAUGUGCUUCCUUCAGAAGGAUUAGAAUACGUGAACUUUAACACGAUGACGAAAACAAAAUCAGUACUCUACCUAUCUGAUAGACAGGAAGUACUCGACUUACCCGAAGAUAGAGUGAUAAUCACAGGAAGUGAGUUGUGACUAAACUCCCAGGUAGAAGAUGUGCUUACUUCAGAGGGCACACGCGGACGACUUGUCCUGGAGGUGGCUCAGCACUUGGGCGAAAACAUCGUCCGAACGGUAGCGAUGGAUGGAACAGAAGGUUAUGAAGGGAUGUCCUGAUGGUGCAGGAGGAUUGAUACUUCUUCAAGAACAUCCUAGCGCAACUGGCUCGAUUUUUUUAGCUGUAUAUUUCUCUUGUUCUAGAGACGUCAACUACUCUACCUGAUUUUUACUUUCAUAUUUAUGGUAAGUGAGUCUUCCUAGUAGAUGCAUGUAGAUUUUACAGGAGUCAACCGAAGACUUGUGGAUGACACUACUGCUACUGGCUUGAAGACAAUAGCACUGAAUUCUACAUGACAGUGGAACCAGCAACGGUAGGCCUACUCUCACAAUCAGAACGACUUUCUCAUUGGUAACAUAGUGCUAAUUACUUUCACAGUACUCACUGUACAGGCAUCAGCUAGAAAAUGUUUUUGUUUUUUUGAAUUUCGCCUCCUAGGCUCUAAGACCUUCUGACACGAGGCCAGGGUGUGAUAGACGCGGGUGCACCGAUCACGGUGCCAGUGGGCGAGCCAACCUUGGGACGCAUUAUAAAUGUGCUAGGUAUAAAAUGAUUUUCCGUCGUGCAAUUUUUCGUGCUCUGUAUGGAUCUCGUCGUUGUUCUAGUCACUGUGUAAGUAUAUCCUUGUCGUCGCAUUUAGGUGAGCCGAUCGAUGAUCAAGGACCAAUUGCGAAGGGUGGUGCCUUUGCGCCAAUCCAUAAACCGAGUCCGACAUUCGAACAGCUUGGUGCUGGCGGAACCCAGCUGGCCACAGGAAUCAAUUAUGGGCAGACGUUUCUAUAAAUGUGAUUUUUAGCAAAUCACCUUUAUUGUGACGGAGAAGUCCCCAUGUGCAUGGAGUUUCCGUUAUUUCGUCGUUCGAAUAUUUCAAUUCUGCAGCAAUUCUACACAAUAAUCAAUAGUCGUUUAUUUGUUCGCAAAGAUGCAGUCGUUUUGUUCGCAGAGAUACCAACCAACGACACAAAUUCGCUCGAUUUGAUAUCGCCAGGAUAUUGAGUCAUUGCUACCCUCAAGACCCUGCACCGAUUUUAGCACCUGACCACACACACCACACGCCUCAACAAUCUUUCUAAUUCCUGGUGAUCGACCUUCUGGCCCCUUACGCCAAGGGUGGGAAAAUUGGUCUCUUUGGGGGUGCAGGCGUUGGAAAGACAGUCGUCAUCAUGGAGCUCAUCGCAAAUAUCGCCACGCAUCACUUAAGGCUCGUCUCACGAUGCUUCCAAUAUUCCAAUUUCUCUCCUAAGAGGAAGAGACGUAACUUUGACAAGGUUCAGUUUCUUUUUAGGAGGUAUUCAAGCGGUGUCAAAGAUGCGCCCCCGCAGGAGUCCCUUAAGGGCAUGACGCGGCUACUCUUUCUUGUUGAGGGAUCUCCACAGGGGUGAGGUAAGUAGGAAUAUCACCUCUAAAUCGCGGUGGUUUCUCGGUGUUUGCAGGUGUAGGCGAGCGAACGCGUGAAGGCAACGAUCUGUAUUGGGAGAUGAUCGAGGGUGGCGUCAUCACGCAGGGAGGAGGACAUGGUGUUUUUAGUUGCGUGCUUAGCCAAUUGCGGUUCUUGAAUGUUGAAGAAGGAUAAUAAAUCAUGUAGAUUUCUAAAUUUUCUAAAAAGCAUAUUCAGUGGAUGUGGAAAAAAAUUCUGAAAAUCUGUACAAUACCUACUGCACCUACUACAUUACUGCUGCAACGACUCUAGUGCUACGAAGCCUACCACAUCAACACUACCACACUGCGUGCAGCACAUUACCCCUAGACUCUUAAUUCUCCUAAAAACAUAACCAACAUACAGGUUCCAAGGCAUGCUUAGCAUUCGGUCAAAUGAACGAGCCUCCGGGUGCUCGUCAGCGUAUUGCCUUGACCGGUCUCUCCCUAGCAGAAUACUUCCGAGAUGAGAUGAAUCAGGACGUGCUCUUUUUCGUCGACAACAUUUUCCGGUAUUUUUUUUAUGUCUAUUAAGUACUAAGACGACUGCUAUUCUCACUAUUCGCACACGUCAAUCUAAAAGAAGCUGCUAUUUUCACACAGAUUCACCCAAGCCGGAGCAGAAGUGUCAGCACUUUUGGGUCGUAUUCCGUCCGCUGUGGGUUAUCAGCCGACUUUGGCGACUGAUAUGGGUGGCAUGCAGGAAAGGAUUACAACGACCGCAACUGGCAGUAUCACGUCAGUGCAGGUACUUACUAGGAUAUUAAUAGAAGCAGAGUAUUUUUGAACACUCACUCCAUGGUUUCACCUUUGGUUUUGUUAGGUAGCAACAAAAAGACACUGAAGACGAAGUACUUGGUAUUCAAAUUCACCGACUUCUUCUCAACAAAAAGACACUGAAGACUACUUGGUAUUCAAAUUCACCGACUCCUUGUCAUCUUCUUCUACAACACUGAUGUUACAUCAAGAAAUCAUCAUCAUCAUCAUCCGAUUUCUUCCACAUUUAUUCGUCCACCACAGGCGGUUUACGUCCCAGCAGAUGAUUUGACCGAUCCAGCACCAGCGACGACAUUCGCUCACUUGGACGCAACGACAGUGCUCAGUCGUGAAAUCUCCGAUUUAGGUACUCAUCUCUAUUUUCUUGUUCGGAUAGUUAGGAUAUCGUUUAAGUAGAAAAUGAGGCAGAGCAACAAUCUUGUGAAGAAUCAUUUCGACUCUGAGGCUGAUACAAGGAAAUUUUCAUUCAUCUUCAUCCAACCAUCCAUCCCUCAAUCCAAACACGCAGGUAUCUACCCCGCAGUCGACCCAUUGGAUAGCACGAGUCGAUUGAUGGAUCCGGAACUCAUCGGCGAAAGACAUUACUCAGUAGCCCAAGCAACAAAAAAGAUCUUGCAGGACUACAAGAAUUUGCAGGAUAUCAUCGCAGUGUUGGGUCUUGACGAGUUGUCAGAAGAAGACAAGGCCACUGUCAACCGAGCUCGACGAGUGCAGAAGUUCAUGUCGCAACCAUUCAGCGUGGCGGAAGUGUUUACAGGUACUGAUUUGUCUUUGCGCUUCCUCUUACCAUCCUUCGGGAUCAUAUCAGGAACUGUUUUGUCUUGCCGAAGGUUGAGAAUAACCUUUUGCGACACGACAAUGAUGAUGAUAAAAGAUGGUCACACUUAUCAUUCCUUCAAGAUGUUGGUACCACGUCGAGUGUCAAUUUUCAAUCUUUUCGAACAGUAGAGCAACAUUUUGUCUAUGUUUUGGAUGUUCACAUUGCUGAGAGAGAUCUGGAUGGCACAGCGUAUGGUUUCUGGAGAUCUUUCUUACCUCCACUACACUUUUCUACUUUAUAUGAGAUGUGAUCUUAUAAUCGGGAAACUUUCUCUCAUCUUCAAAGGGAAAAACCCCAUUCCAAAUAAACAGGCGUCUCCGGUGAAUUCGUCGACCUCGAAACGAUCUUGAGCGAUUUCGAACGCAUGCUCAAGGGCGAUAUGGACCACUUGCCGGAAUUGGCCUUUUUGAUGAUCGGUAAACUGGAUAUGGCAGAGGAGAAGGCCAUGAAGGCGCUGAAGGAUAUCAGAGGCUAAGAGGAGAGGGCGCUGAAGGAUACUACAACGGGGUAAGAUUCUAGCUGAUCGGGGUGAAUAGGUGAUGGUAGUGUCACAGUAUCAGUGCAGGUCAGUCGUCAGUGCUGCGAUGAAAGGACUUAGCGAUCAGCGUGACCAAGGGUAGGUUGCAGGACACGCAGAGCAGGCAAAGGUGGUUUUGACUCUGGGGUGCACUGCUCCGAGAAGGGGAAAACGCAGCUGACCUCCGAAUUUGUAGGUGGGUUCGGGUUGCGAGUACAACUAGGUAGGAACGAUCUGCAGGUCGUCGCUUCUGUGGCAGGAGAGGGAGAGGCUUUUUCAUCGGAAGUGCAUUCAGUGAUAGCCUUGUCUUGAUGUAACGACAGCAAAGUAUGUCUUGUUUCAAGUUUUUAGUUCUAGUCGUAUGUGUAUCGAACAAUUAUAAGUAACUCAUUUUUUUUUGUAAGUAGGGUGCGGAUUUUUAUGACUUUUCUUGAUUACGAAUACUCUGUGGCUUCUUAUAUUUUCAUCGAUCUUUGCUAUCGACAAUGGUGUGGAGAUGAUCAUCGAAUAUUUGAUCUACUGACCUGAUUUUCUUGAUAGACCUUAUGCUUGUUAUGAUUACGAAAUACACAUCAAUAUAAAUCCUUACUGUAUUUUCAUCUUCAUUUAGUCUAGUAGAUUGCUUUUUUCACAGUACUAUUGUCUAUUCGCGAUAAGUUAUCGACAAAGCUUCGAGCAGCGUUUGGAGCUGCAAAAAGAGAAACCCCUUGAUAGAGAGAUGUGUGAGAAAUGGUAGGAAAGUAAUAAACGUCCAAGUUGUAAGAAAAGAUGGACCGAAUAACGAAUGCCACAAAUGUUUUGUACGCUGUGAAGAGCACUUUUAUGAAAUAGAAUACUGUAUUCUUGCGGUCGUUUGUUGGUUUCUGAAUUGAUUCUGAGUCGUUGUAAGAAUCGACGAGCUAACCUUUGUCGAAAAUAGACCGAUAUUGUGGUCGUUCGUUUACUCAAUGCUGCGCCUCGGUGGGCAGUAACAGACACACGCAGUCUAGUGAUGAGUAUCAAAGGAGAGUCGUUGGAAGUGCAUUUUCUCCCAAAACUCGCAAAAAGGGACGUGCUUCCAACUGCAAACGUAACCAAAAAGACCGCCUGUUAGUUCUUUGUUCUUCUGGAAAA
Amoebophrya sp. A25 is the source of this 5459-nucleotide messenger RNA. Lineage: Eukaryota; Dinophyceae; Syndiniales; Amoebophryaceae. The record is from the annotation of a GenBank genome assembly.